AUGCCAGUCUUCACGGCCAACAUACCCGGUAUCCUUAAGGUCGGAGAUAAAAUUGAAAUCGGUGGUAAAAUUAAGGAAAACGCUCGGAAGAUGUCGGUGAAUCUCUGCGCUCAAGAGGGCGAAGAGCCCCGAGAUGUGGUGCUGCACUUCGAUGUGCGGUUCCACCGGGACAACAUCAUUUCUUUAUCCAGAAAGAACGGCAUCUGGAUUGGCAGCGGGAAUUAUGAUACAAAUUAUAAUAUGUUCGUACCAGGUACAAUAUUCCGCAUAAUCUUCGAAAUUAAAGACACCGACGUGAUCACCAUCUACUGCCAGGGAAAGUUCCACUCUAACUUCCUUCCAAAAAUACCCCUCACGAUGGCAAGGUAUAUCGUUGCAUGGGCAGAUGUUGAACGGAUUACACAUUGCUACUUCUAUCUAAAUAACAAGGCGGUGGGUGGAGAUGAGAUUAGUGGCCCAGGAGCCUAUGUGCCGCAAUCGCCGCGUCCCACAAUGAUAGCUGGUGAUGCUGGUAAAAGAUGCUCUAGAAUCCAUAAAACACCACAGGGCUCCCCAGACAUCAACUCAUCGGGAGAAAGUUCCGAUGAUGACAAGCCGAGACCGAAAGGCGAGGGGCGAGCCGACAGAUACUUCUAUGAUACUUUGAUGUGCCAACCUCCAGAUCAUCCAAAAUUUGGUUCACCUGAUUCUAUGAAGCGACGCGAUCCGAAUAUAAUCAGGGCUAAAGAAUAUAGGAAAUUUAGGGAGUUAUCGGAUACAGAGAAAAAUGAGAGCGAAGAUUAUUCAGAAGAUAUUGCUUCAAAGAAUUUGGAUUCAUCCAUUAUUGAGUCUGAUGAUGUUUUGCAAGAAUUAGGUAUUAAGAAACGCAAUAGGCGUGGUAAGUUUGCUCCGUUCGCUCAAGUUGUGAAUUUUAUGGGAAAGACCACGAAAAGAAAUUAG
Messenger RNA from Arctia plantaginis, 939 nucleotides. NCBI's taxonomy places the organism in Eukaryota, Metazoa, Arthropoda, Insecta, Lepidoptera, Erebidae. The record is from the annotation of a GenBank genome assembly.